UAGUCGGCAGUCGGUCUCUGGUCGGCCCCAAGAAUAGUCGUAUCGAGGCGGUAGUCGAGUAUCACCUCUCUUCUUCUUCUUCUUCUCCUUCUCCUCCUACUACUACAGCACGGGCCGCCGCUCUGCUGCUCCUGCUGCCGUUGCUGCUGCCGUUGCUGCUGCCGCCGCCGCCGCUGUCGCCGCCGCCGCCGCCGCUGCUGCUGUUGCUGCUGCUGCCCCGGCGCUGCGAGCGCGCGACAGAGGGACGACAUCAUCACGCACACCAUCGCGCAACACGCAUCCGCGAGAAGUACACGCGCACGCGAGCGAGCGGACGUACACACGAGAUUCGCGCGCAAACGCAAGUGUCGUGAAAGGACAUACACGUUAUAUCGAUUACAUACGCGCACGUACGUACGCACGCACGCAUGCACGCAUGCACGUGAACAAGAGUGAUCUUUGGGGUAUACUCUGAUACGCGUCAGAGUGCGAAACAUCAAGCGGUGCUCCAAAGGACGCGGCUGCUUCGAAUUGUUGUGGAUCGUCCGGACCCAUCUGCCUCCGUCUUUCGCCUUCUCGAAUGAAUCGUGUGUCGUCGCCUUGGUGCCCGAGGAAUUGAUGCUGGGAUAGACCGAUCAGUGUCGAUGUGGAUGUCGGUGUCUUUAACGCGAGACCUUUCGCCUCGGGAAAUCGCGACGUGCACGUGGAAAAGUGAAGUGCCUCCGAGUGCAUGGCCGAGUGUAACCGAAAUUGUUACUGUUUGAUGUUGUUGGAUCGUUCGCGAUCGCCGUUUUACGCGCAUUUAGUUUCCCCGAUUUGAUGUAUGGUUGUUGCCGCGCCAACAAUUUGUGACCGAUAACGGGAUUGAUUGGAGCUGCGAAAUCUUCACUUCGAAUAUCUUUGAAGAAUUCGAACGAUCGGACGCAUCUUCGAUCUCUGUAAAUUUUAGGAAACCAUCUAAUUGGAGAUUUAAACAAUCAAGAAUAGGUAGCGAUCGAGAAUACUACUUGGAAGAAGUAGCGCAUUGAAGUGGAGUAACUUUGACAUCUUCAACCAUCUACUACGUACAAUUGCAUCCGAUACCAAUAACUGAAGAAUGUUACGUCGAUCUAGUCAUGCUUCCCUGAAAGUAUGAUAGCUGUCGGACAUCUCUCGUACGAUUAUGCGUGCCUAUCCGUAGAUAUAUUCAGGACAGGAAGAAGUGAAUAAAGAGACGUAACUUAUAAACGUCGGUACAGGACAAUCAACGAAUAAAUUAUCGAGGACAUUGACUGUACCAGGAUUUCGCAUCUCGUCGGAUCGAGCUAAAACCAACUCGAGGAAUCCAACCGGACGAUUCUGGUCGGAAGUGUCGAGCCGACCCGGAAACAGCUGGCCCCGUCGUCGUCGGUCGCGGGUCACGGGCAGGAAACCGGCAGGGUGGUUCGAGGCGGGACGGUAGGCGCGGACGCCCUGGCGACUGCCGGGGUGGUUUACCCGGCCGCGACGGCGACGUUGUUCCCUGGCCGGGUGCCAGCCGGACACCACCACCCCGAGUUCACCACCACGUUGGAGCUGGGGUUCCCGGCGCGCGGCACCACCGCCUCGAUGGCGUUGGUCGCGCCGCCGCCCUCCUGGGCCUCGCGGGACCCGGGGGCCGCCCUGGGUGCAGCCGGCGGCGGCGGCGGCGGCGGGCCCCUCCAGGUGGGCCCGCCGCCGCCGAUGCCGCCCGCGCAUCUUACGCCUUCGGCCACACCGGAAGACAUCACCUGCUUAGUGCCCGCCGGUUCGGUUCUGACCUCGAGGGACCCCCUGCCACCCAGCACCACCCCCGGUAGCCAGGCGAACAGCUCGCAGUCCGGCAGCUCGCAAACGGACAAAUCGCCGAACAUCGAGUGCGUGGUCUGCGGGGACAAGAGUAGCGGCAAACAUUACGGACAGUUUACCUGCGAAGGAUGCAAAAGUUUCUUCAAGAGGAGCGUCAGGCGGAAUCUAACGUACUCAUGUCGAGGGAACAGAAACUGUCCCAUCGACCAACAUCAUAGGAACCAGUGCCAAUUUUGUCGCUUGAAAAAGUGCCUGAAGAUGGGCAUGCGCCGGGAAGGUAUGCACUCCGUGCAAAGGGGGCGAGUACCACCGUCGCAACCCUCGCUGCCGGGUCUGCCGGGUCAGUUCGCCCUGACGAACGGGGACGCGGUCGCGUGCGCCGGCCUAAACGGACACAAUUACCUCUCGUCGUACAUAAGUCUGCUGCUGAGGGCGGAGCCGUACCCUACCUCGAGAUACGGCCAGUGCAUGCAGCCCAACAACAUCAUGGGCAUCGACAAUAUCUGCGAGCUCGCGGCGCGGCUGCUCUUCUCGGCGGUCGAGUGGGCCCGGAACAUCCCGUUCUUCCCGGACCUCCAGGUGACGGAUCAAGUGGCACUACUCAGGCUAGUAUGGAGCGAGCUGUUCGUCCUGAACGCGAGCCAGUGCUCGAUGCCUCUCCACGUGGCGCCGCUCCUGGCGGCGGCGGGACUUCACGCUUCACCGAUGGCAGCGGAUCGCGUGGUCGCCUUCAUGGACCACAUCAGGAUCUUUCAGGAGCAAGUGGAGAAGCUCAAGGCCCUUCACGUCGACUCCGCGGAGUACAGCUGUCUCAAGGCCAUCGUCCUCUUCACCACUGACGCUUGCGGUCUUUCAGACGUGGCGCACAUCGAGUCUCUCCAGGAGAAGUCGCAAUGCGCGCUAGAAGAGUACUGCCGGACCCAGUAUCCGAAUCAGCCGACGAGGUUCGGCAAGUUGCUGCUACGACUACCAUCCCUGCGGACGGUCUCGUCGCAGGUGAUCGAGCAGCUCUUCUUCGUGCGGCUGGUAGGUAAGACGCCGAUCGAGACGCUCAUCAGGGACAUGCUGCUGAGCGGCAACAGCUUCAACUGGCCCUACAUGCCGUCUACAAUGUGACACUCUAUCUGGCGGCAGCUAGCUUCCGCAUAAUAUUACAGCUCGAGCGGUGACGUCCCGGCGCCCUUCGACGAUCCACAGGCCCGACUCGCGCGCGAGUAGAGAUGAUCGAACGACGCUGCGAAUCCUGACUUUGAUCACUCUAUCGUUGGUCGAGAUUGAAGAGAUUGCAAAUCUGCGAGGUUCGCAAACGUUACUAAUCCGGUUACGUAUUCGUGAUAUUCCAACUUUGACCGCGAACUCUCGUUGUGUCUGUUGUACUCACGUUUCGUUAAUUCGGUGAGAAAUCGUGACAUCCAGUCAGGACUAAGGGCUUUUGUACGCGAAACGAAGAAUGAAGAAGGAAGGAUCACGAAAGGAGAAAAAAGAGAGAGAGACACUCGGGGGAAUUAAGCGCAGUCAUUAAUGAAGUUCGACCGAGGAUGGUAGAAUAAUGCGCGAGAGAAGGGUAGACGGACGGAGAUGUCGUCUUGUUCUCGAGAUAAGGGGUCUCGGAGACGGGUAGGGAAAAGUGAGAAGGAAAGAAUACGGAGGAAAGGCGUAAUAAAGACGUUGCUCAUUCAGAGAAUCAUGGAGGCGCCGAGUAGCCCGACAGCGUCCAGGAACGUCCACUGGGCGUUAAAACUUGGUGCUCGCUAAAGUGGUCGAGGGAGAGAUUUUCUACGUGUAAGGAGCUUGUUAGUUGUUGCGUGCGCGUGUGCGUGAGUGAGAGGGUGAAAGAGAGCGAGUGAGAGAGAGAGAGAGAGAGCCAGAGAGAGAGAGAGAGAGAGAGAGAGAGAGAGAGAGAGAGAUCGAAAGAGGUAAAGAAAAGAUAGAGGAAGAGAGGGGAAAUAGAUAGAUAGAUAAGUGUUUUGUUAUAUAGCAAGGAAUAUGAAGUCGAAGGAAGAGAGGGAGGAAGAAGGGAGACGAACGUGGCGUGAAGAAGUCAUAAAUUAGCAUUUAUAAUCAACGAUGGGGGGAGAGAGAGCUGACGGAUCUCCCAUCGCUAUCUCGAAUCAAUCUUCGCGUCGAGUACUCGCUAUUAGUCGAGUCAUGCCAUAGGCCUUAGUCAUUCGUCUUGACGCCUCUUCUACGAGGCUGCACUCUCCAAGUCCCGUAGCCCGUGAAACAUUCUUUCGGAAAUAUCCCUUUCGGUCGGGGACGACGCUAACUCUUGCACGUGCAUCGCAGAUCCCACGACACUUUCGUCGCUUUCGUCGAACUCUUUUGUGACUUUCGAGAAUUAUAGCAGGCAAGUUUUGCUUGGUUCUUCUUUAUUCUUAAAUUAUGUACGUGGGAGUCUUUCUUAGAAUUCCAAAUAUUUGAUUUUUUUUUUUUUAUUAUUUAUAUCAAUCUUUUCCCCGAUUAUUAUGCGCUUUAAAGUGACAAUUCUCAUUUUUCGUGAGAAAGAUAUCGCUGAACAGUUUUUGUAGAAUUCUAAUAUUUUAAUAAUAAAUGAAAUGUGAUAAUCUAA
Molecule: messenger RNA, 4354 nt
Organism: Camponotus floridanus (Florida carpenter ant)
Lineage: Eukaryota; Metazoa; Arthropoda; Insecta; Hymenoptera; Formicidae
Gene: svp
Product: steroid receptor seven-up, isoforms B/C
Exons: 4
Coding region: 1567-2901 (444 amino acids)
Biological process (GO): cell differentiation; regulation of transcription by RNA polymerase II; anatomical structure development
Molecular function (GO): zinc ion binding; nuclear receptor activity; RNA polymerase II cis-regulatory region sequence-specific DNA binding
Source: RefSeq, a predicted model, not a curated record